UCUCAGUAAACAACUAACCAAAAAUAUUAUAUAUUUAGUGUUUUCUUGUGAUUUGUGAAAAGUGAUUUAUAACAAAAACAAAUAUGGCUCCAACAAGUGCAUAUAUGGUACAAACCGAAUAUGAAGAACCAAUUUCACGUACAUAUCAAUAUCGUAAAGUGAUGAAACCAAUGUUAGAACGUAAACGACGUGCUCGUAUUAAUCGUUGUUUGGAUGAAUUAAAAGAAUUAAUGGUUACCGCAUUACAAUCGGAAGGUGAAAAUGUAUCAAAAUUAGAAAAAGCCGAUAUUUUGGAAUUAACUGUCCGUCAUUUACAUCAAUUAAAACGUCAACAUCAAUUGAUCUCAACACCAGAACAAUCGUAUGCCGAUCGUUUUCGUGCUGGAUUUACACAUUGUGCAACAGAAGUGUCACAUUUCUUAUCAACACCGAAAGAAACUGUUGAUCCAAUUGCAAGCGCUAAGCUACUUCAACACCUUGGUACAUGUAUACGUCGUUUGGAAAAUGGUAUGCAACAACAACAAAUGAUGCAACCACAACAACCUCAACAACAAUCACCACAACAAAUGAAUCAACAAUAUUAUCAAACACAACAAUUACCUAUUCAACAAGUACAAGUACAACAAUACACACCACCAACAAGUCCUGUUAUGUUAAUGCAACAACAAACACAACAAAUCAAAAAAUAUCAACCAAAAUUAAUGAAAUACACAAAUCAACAAUGUUGUUCAUUAGUUGCAAAUAAACCAAUGAAUGUUGCGACAACAGCGCCACAAGCUCCAAUGUGGCGACCUUGGUAGUUUAAUAGUGUCAUUAAAUUUAAUUCAAAUUUAGGUACUUUUUUGGCUUUAAU
This is a messenger RNA of Chrysoperla carnea, 853 nucleotides long. RefSeq names its product enhancer of split mbeta protein-like. Gene Ontology annotation, molecular function: RNA polymerase II cis-regulatory region sequence-specific DNA binding; protein dimerization activity; DNA-binding transcription factor activity, RNA polymerase II-specific. NCBI's taxonomy places the organism in Eukaryota, Metazoa, Arthropoda, Insecta, Neuroptera, Chrysopidae. The coding region runs from base 84 to 800 and encodes 238 amino acids. The record is from RefSeq and is a predicted model, not a curated record. Gene Ontology annotation, biological process: regulation of neurogenesis; anterior/posterior pattern specification; regulation of transcription by RNA polymerase II. Gene Ontology annotation, cellular component: nucleus. The transcript has a single exon.